Amoebophrya sp. A120 is the source of this 1576-nucleotide messenger RNA. Lineage: Eukaryota; Dinophyceae; Syndiniales; Amoebophryaceae. The record is from the annotation of a GenBank genome assembly.
UUCGAUGAUGUGCAUCGUCCAUGUUCAAUUAUUUCGUACUUGUUUAAUACCGCGCUCUCGUUCGUCAUAUUGAAAUUGAAUUGUCCCCGUCUUUCUUUGUUUGUUCUCUGCGGUUGUAUGUCUGUCUACGUACAUAAGUAUUGACCUUCAGUGGAGUGCACCGCGCCUCGACAGCUCUUUCCGCGUUUGUUAUCUUCCAACUACUCAGCAUAGAUACAAGCAGGUACUUGCGCGCUCUUGGAAAAUCGAUAAGGAGGUAUCUACUGGCAGACAUGUGUGAAAUUAUAGCAAUAGUGUGCAAACAAGUCUUCAAUAAACUGACCCCCGCGCUCGCCCCUUCAUCCAGCAUUACCAUUUAGUUUUUUGAGCUAGUUAGAAGAACAUCAUGGCAGUAACUACAACCGCCGCUCAACAUCCAUUUUUCAGGCGUUUUACACAGCUACUAGUAGUUCUUACGUUCCAACAUACUCUUUGCAGCUACGCAACAACCGCCGACGAUGUGCCAGUGCAGGUGCAGCUCAGCAGCGAGCUUUCGCAAUUGAACGAAAACGACAAGUACUGCGCUCCUUCGUGUGGCCAGUACAACCUGCUGCGUAUUCUGGAGGAGGAAACGGGGCAAGGAGUAGCUUGGUACUACGAUAAUUCGGGUGCAGAAGCGGUAGAUGAUGACAAAUCUUCGUCCCGACGAGGAAGAUCUUCUACAACUUGGGACCCGACGUCUCCCAGCGCCUGGGAAGACUGCGAGAAGACGGAAGCGAAUUACAGAGACAAACUUGCGGCAGGAGAUGAUAAAGAAGAACAACAGGAAUCAAAAGCGCAUCAUGACUCGUGUGCCUUCGAAACGACACAGAAAUUGUUCGACCAGUGUUGGAGUGCGGGCUGCGAUCCCGUGCUGCGUUCCGCGCGGCUGCAGCACGGGAAGAUGAAGGACAAUGAGGACCAGGAAGAAGAAAAGAAGUACAUGCUACACCAGAGCAGAACCAGAUACCAUAGCAGCUCGGAAGUCUAUCCUUGGACUAACUGGUCACAGCUGGCGCCAGGGGGCUGGGCGGAUCUGCCAAAGUGGAACGAAACGAUCGUGCCGGAGUUGCAGCAAAUGGUUUUUAAAAAUACGCAGAAUGACAACAUGCUAUGUUGUCAUUCUCCGACGACGAGAUCUACAGAAGUCGAAUCCGACGACGAUUCUACAGCUCGGGGAAGUAGAACAAGGGGAGGCGAAACAAAACGGCGCGGUGGAGACGAUGAGCCCGGCGUCUUUGUUACAUCGUGAAGAUGUAUUUCUUGCCUCUACUACCGUGCCGGUUCCUGAGGCUGCGGGCGGGGGCAUCAAGGAAAUGGAGCAUGAGGCGAUGCUCAUGGUGUAGCACCGAGGUGUAUUCGUUCAAAGGGAUGAAAGGAAUGCUACACCAGCAAUACAUGGCAAACCCGACGUAUAUUAAGGUUGUACUAAUAUUCCCCUUCCCCACCAGCAAACCCUAGGUUGUACUAAUAUCUCCACCAGCUGCUCCUGCUCCUGCACCACGAGCACAACCCUGCAGCCUGCGUAUUUUUGAGUCAAAUUCAAAUUGUUUUAUGU